CCGCCACCGGCCACGCCGCCGCACGGCACGACACGACACGACACGCUCCGCCCCCUCGCCUUCGCCGGCGCCCCCUAGCCGAGGCUCGCUCGCCCGAUUUCCGCCUUGGGCCUCUUGCCGCCCCCAAGGCGCUCUCUAGGCUCCAGCCUCCGACCUCCGCCGCUCUACGCUGCGUGCCUCGCGAGUUCGCCGCGCCGCCUGAGCCGGCCGAUCUCCAUCCCGCGAGCAGCGGCGCCGGUGUCCCCCCUCCCCCCUGCCGCUUGUCGUCGCUCGCUGCCUAGGUGGAGCAAUGGCUUUAAGUUCGUCUGGGAGCAUGUCUCGGCGUCUUCUCAAGGCACUCACUGUCAACCCGGCAUUGGCUUCUGGGAUGACCUGUCAGCUUCAACAGCGGGCGCCAGUGAGUGGGACAGCCAAGGGUAAGGCUAAGCUCAAGACUGGCCAACAAUUGAAGCGUAACACCAUUGGGGCAAAGAAGGGUGCCGCGCCUUCCACUGGUGGUGGUGGUGGCGGUGGCGGUGGGCGUGGUCGUCGUGAGGCCAUUGAGCGUAUUACUCAGAUUGCUGAGUCUUGUCUCAAAGCCUCAACUCCCCUGCGCCAUCUGUCUCCAAAGGAGCGUCUUCGUGAGGCCAAACGUGAGGAGCUUGGACUCAUCUCCAAGGAGCGGCAACGUGAACUUGAUUUGGCCAAGGCUAAAGCGAAGUCCAAAGGCCGUGGGGGUGAUGGUGAUCGUGUGCUGAUGGGUCCUCCAGGUCUUGACUACAUCAGUCUUGGAUUGGUUGAUGAGGAUGCAAUCCCUAAAUAUGAGCUGACAGUUGAAGAUGGCCGGCGACUUGCCAAACAAUACAGUCAGGUGCUAAUGCGACGGCACCGCGCACGGCAAACUGCGGAAUCUUCUCUUCUGAGGCUCAAGAAGGAGGCUAUUGCAGCACUCCCUGAGAAGCUGCGAGUUGCUGCUAUGGUUCCUGACAUGACACCAUUCCCUGCAAACCGUUACAUGGCAACACUCACACCACCAAUUGAAGGGUAUAUUGAAAAGGUGCGGGAUGCUGCCAAGAAGUAUUCUGUGAAGGAGAAACUUCGUUGAGGUUACUUCAAGGAAGGAAAGGGUGUCUAGAGGUAAGGGUAGAUGAACAUCUCUCAGCUACGAGAACAGAGCAUACUUUAUGAACUGGCGUAUCAGUGCAAGCAGCAAUUGGGAAGCUUUGAAUUUUCGAUAUGUUUCUUUCGUCAUUUUCUUCUGGCUGGAUUGCUGCAUGCAUGAAUGGCACUUUCUGAAGCUCGAUGGACAUUCGUUUUGUUUGUUUGUUACGAAUGUUGUUAGGCAGCCAACUGUGUAAUAAGUGCCCGGCGGUCGGAUUUACAUCUGCCAUUUAGAUUUUGCAUACUUUUUUUGACUGCUAAAAUGGUUGUAGCAAAACAAUGCGACAAUGCCUAACUGAGGAGAUCUUGGUAUUGGCUCUCGUGUUUA
Oryza brachyantha (malo sina) is the source of this 1468-nucleotide messenger RNA. RefSeq lists its product as uncharacterized. The record is from RefSeq and is a predicted model, not a curated record. NCBI's taxonomy places the organism in Eukaryota, Viridiplantae, Streptophyta, Magnoliopsida, Poales, Poaceae. The coding region runs from base 290 to 1084 and encodes 264 amino acids. The transcript has 3 exons. Gene Ontology annotation, cellular component: mitochondrial ribosome; mitochondrial large ribosomal subunit.